AUGGCUCUCAACAUUGCAUCCAUACGAGACACAAAAUGGCUGACGCUGGAAGUGUGUCGACAGUUCCAGAGGGGGACGUGUUCCAGAAGCGACGAAGAAUGCAAGUUUGCCCAUCCGCCCAAAAGCUGCACGGUGGACAACGGCAGAGUCAUCGCCUGCUUCGACUCACUAAAGCCCGUGUCGGCAGAUUUAAAGCAGGUUGGACAGGGCAACACCGUUUUAGCCGCGCCACGUAAAAUGUUAGUGCUGGGUGUUCGCUGUCGGCUGGAAUUAGUGUACGCGCAACGAGCUUGUGACCUGUGA
Knipowitschia caucasica is the source of this 303-nucleotide messenger RNA. NCBI's taxonomy places the organism in Eukaryota, Metazoa, Chordata, Actinopteri, Gobiiformes, Gobiidae. The record is from the annotation of a GenBank genome assembly.